UGACAGUGUAAUGUCUUGUUCUUAUAUUUCGUGGACACAUGCUGAUCGUUUCUGUAUUAUUUCCUGCGCCUCAGAGCUUUCUGGAUCACUCGUUUAGGAGAAACAGCGAGAGCUAAUGUAACCGCUUGUGUUGCAGGGAUCCGCAAUUUAAAAUCGCAGAGAGCAGUUUUUUCACCACUCUUUGAGACUUUGGGCUAGUGGUAAUUAGCUAGAAGAGAAUAAAACCAGCUGAUCGGGAGAGGGGUGGUGCAUUUUGGAGCGAGAUGGCUAACAGAAACAUUCUGUGGCUCUUCUGUGGACUCUUCCUCUUAGCACUGAUUCAGCCCUCUCUUCAAGGAGGUGUUUAUGUACCACCCGGCCCUGGGUUUGGACCAGGAGGCACCGGACCAGGAACUGGAUUUUUUCCAGGUACUGCUGGAGGAGUCCCCCAGGGCUAUAAACCAGCUAAAGCUGCAGGGGGUUAUGGAGGCGCGGGCCGUGGCGGCGUGGUGCCAGGAGGUGUUGGCCCUGGUGGUGUGGGCAUUGGAGGACUGCCAACAGGACAAGGUGGAAAAGCCCCUAAACCAGGUUAUGGCAAUCUAGGAGCCGGAGGUCUCGGAGGACAUGGAGGAGGUGGCUACGGGGGAUAUGGUGGAGGCACUGGGGGCUUUUUCCCAGGAGCUGGACAGAAGGCUGCCAAAAGAGGGGCUGGAGGACAUGGAGGAGGACCUGGAGCACCCGUUAUUCCUCAGACAGGCCUUCCAGGAGGGACUGGUGGUGGCGGAGGAAAGAAAGCUGCCAAAGUGCCAGGUGUGGGUGUGCCUGGACUUUACCAAGGCGGGCUGGUGCCAGGAAACGGGUUCGGUGGACGUGGAGUUCUGCCUGGGGUGCCCACCGGGACUGACCUGAAUCCUAAAUCAAUUGGAGGAGGAGGAGGACCUGGAGGUCAAGGACCAGGUCGUGGUGGGUAUGGUGGACAAAUGCAGCCGGGAGUGUUCCAUGGAUAUCCCCUCAAAUCACCCAAAGCUCCAGGGAGCUAUGGAGCAAAACCCGGAGGUGGCAAACUUCCCUUUGGUUACGGGGGCUUUGGUAAUGGUGGAGCCGGACUUCCAGUCAAAGGUGUCCCUGGAUCGAGGCCUGGAUAUCCUGUUGGAACCGGAGUAGGGCCUGGGGGCAUCUCACCUGCUCAGGCUAAAGCUGCCAAAUACGGUGCUGGUGGCACUGGUGGACAGUAUCCAGGGCAGGUGCCUGGAGGAUAUGGAGCUGCAGCCAAGGCUGCUAAAUACGGAACAGGACAACUGGGAGCAGGAGGACAAUUGGGAACAGGAGGACAACUGGGAACAGGACAAUUGGGAACAGGAGGACAAUUGGGAACAGGAGGACAAUUAGGACCAGGAUACGGAGGAUAUUCUGCUGCUGCCAAAGCUGCAAAAUAUGGAGCAGGAGGACAACUAGGAACUGGUGGACAGCUGGGAACAGGAGGACAACUGGGAACUGGUGGACAACUGGGGACAGGAGGACAAUUAGGAACAGGAUACGGAGGAUAUUCCCCUGCUGCUAAAGCUGCUAAAUACGGAGUGGGAGGACAAUUGGGAACAGGAGGACAACUUGGAACAGGAGGACAAUUGGGAACAGGAGGACAACUGGGAACAGGACAGUUGGGAACAGGGGGACAAUUAGGAACAGGAGGAUAUUCUGCCGCUGCCAAAGCUGCUAAAUACGGAGCAGGAGGACAACUAGGAACAGGACAACUGGGAACAGGACAACUGGGAACAGGACAACUGGGAACAGGACAACUAGGAACAGGACAACUGGGAGCGGGAGGAUAUUCUGCUGCUGCCAAAGCUGCUAAAUACGGAGUAGGAGGACAAGUUGGAACAGGAGGACAACUUGGAACAGGAGGACAACUUGGAACAGGAGGACAACUAGGAACAGGAGGACAAUUUGGAGGAUAUGGAGGAUACUCUGCUGCUGCUAAAGCUGCUAAAUACGGAGUAGGUGGAACAGGGGGACAGUUAGGAACCGGAGCACAGUUGGGAACAGGAGGACAGUUAGGAGCAGGAGGGUAUGGAGGGCCCGGAGGAGGUGGAGGAUAUUCUGCUGCUGCCAAAGCUGCUAAAUAUGGUGUUCCAGGCGGACCAGCGGUAGGUGGCGGAGGAGGGACUCCGUAUUUACCAGGAUAUGGAUCUUUGGCAGCUGGUGCCAAACCUCCUAAAUACGGAGUCCCAGGAGCAGGUCUAGGAGUCCCUGCUGGACCAGGACAGGUACAGCCUGGUUUAGGUGGACAUGCUGGUUAUGGAACUGGAGUCAAACCCCCAAAAUAUGGAGUUCCAGGAGGAACUGGGGUAGGAACAGGGGUAGGAACAGGACAGGUACCAGGAGCUGGCCCAUACUCUGCUGCAGCAAAAGCUGCUAAGUACGGCGGUGCAGGAGCUGGGUUGGGAACAGGAGGAUUAACCGGAGGUGGACAGUAUUCUGCUGCAGCAAAAGCUGCUAAAUAUGGUGCUGGAACAGGUUUAGGAGUAGGAGGAGUACCAGGGGGUGGACAAUAUCCUGUUCCCUCAAAAGCCGAUAAAUACGGUGUCACUGGACUUGGUGUACCAGGAGGGACCCCACUUCCGGUUGGCAGUGGUCUACCAAAUGGCUCAUUUGUAGGUGGCAUAGGUGUCCCCGGAAAACCAGCUAAGGAUGUAGGUCUUGGUGGAACAUCUGGACCAGAGCCCACGCAUAUUUCUGCAAUUGCAGAGACCCCAGUGGUCCCAGAUUCCAGCGUUGGCGGUGGUGUUAUUCAGCCGAGUGCUGGCACAAGUGUUGGUGGUACAGGAGUUCAGGUUCCUGGUGUUGGUCCAGGUCAGCCUGUUGUACCUGGAGUCCAGCAGCCUGGAGGCGCAGGUGUCAAAGGCCCUAAACCAGUGGUUCCAGGUGUUGGUCCAGGCGUUGGGUAUCCUUACGGCGGACCUUACGGAGCGCCUUAUGGUACUGGACCUGGUACUGGACCUGGGAUUGGACCUGGAGUCGCCCCACUGCCAGGAGCAAAGCCUCUGAAACCUCCAUUUGUGGGUGGAACAGGAGGUGGCGCAGGAAUCCCUUUGGCAGCAGGAGGAUAUCAAGGGGGAUACAAUCCAUAUCAUCAUGGUUAUGUGCAGGGUGGAGGCGGGUUAACGUAUCCCUCUGCGCCUGGACUCGGAGGUGCUGGAGCUAAAGCGCCCAAACCAGGCUACGGCAAUGUUGGAGUUGGUGGUGGAUAUCAGCAAGGUGUGGCUCCUGGUUAUAGAGGAGGAUACCCCCAGCAGUACUACCCCGGUGGAUAUGUGCCAGCCCCACUGACUCCUCAACAAGCCAAGGCAGCAAAGUACGGUCCACUGCAGGGCUUCUUGGGCACAACCGGAGGAGGAGGAGGAGGAGGAGCCUACAGAGGUGGAGUUGCAGGAUGCCAGGGCAAAUACUGUGGGAGGAGGAAGUAGAGGAUCUCUUGAGAUCCAGUGACCUCAAGAAACCAUGGUGCUACUGCAUGAUCGAGAAUGUACAUUUAAAUAUGCAAACGAAGCCCCAUUAGACAACCUGUAAAGAUGUUUGUUUGUACUUGACUUCUGUUUUUAUACAAACCCACCGACCCAGAAUUUUGUACACGUUCUGAUGUGACGUAUAUUAUUGAUAAUCAUUAAUGUGUUCAAGUUAAUCCAGCUUCAACUGUGCUGCACCGGCCUACGAGUGGGUUUGUGACACCGUGUGUGUUGCUGUGCUGCGUUAUGUUUCUGUGUGUGUCUGUGUGUGUGUUGUUUGGGCAUGUGGUUGUACUGUUGUGCGAAAGACUGUCUGAACCAUCGGCUGCCAAUGUGACCUAGGAAUGAUUUUGCUUUUAAUCCUGACGCACGUUGAUCUGUCUCACCUGGCUGCCCAGAGCUCGUCUCCUCUCUGACAUGUCACAGGGUUUUUGGUCGGAGCUCGGUCCAAGAACUGAUGAAAUCUGGCCAAUCUCUGCGUCGUUCCUGGCUCCCUGUCUUCUCCGCUGCUAUUUUUAGGCCUGCUGGGGAUGAAGGCAGCGGGAAAUUGGGGCUCCGGCCAACCCAUCUGCUCUCAGCAACUUUUUGCUGAUUCUAAUCGCCGUGCAGUUCAGUUUUCUCAGCAUUUUUAACGUUGCCAGAUAUUUUCACCUCUUUACGGAAGACAAUCAAAAAGUGCUUUAUUCUCUUCGGGAAUUGAAAGGCAGUGCUAACCUAUAAAUCAGAUGCGACUCUGGCAUGUACAUGAUGUAUGUCUGUUUAAUUGUGUCUGGGAUAGAUAGAGCGCUUCAGUCUGCUUCCCAUGUUUAGUCUCAUUUACAUUAUCUAACUUGUCAUUAUUCAAGUUUUUUUUCACCAUGCUUUGACUCAUAGCUUUAUUGUUAUCAGGAACGUGUGAACAUAAAUCAAUCCCUCUGCAUUUACUCACUGUUAUUAACUGUAUUACAGAUUAAUACUCUGUUUUAACGGGACGGCCUGUGUGUUUACGUGAGGCAUAAAAAUCCCUUUAUUUACUUGAGCUGCUUCUAAAAAGGCUUUACUGACCAAAGGUUCAUGAGCGCUGUUGCCAAGUGAUCCCCCCCCCCCUCCCCAUCUCUUUCUGUAACUGUGUACUGUAUUUUGUACUAAUAUGAUGUUAGCUGGCUUCAGUUCCUUCACUUCGGUGCUGUGUAAGAACUGUCUGUGAGCCUCGCCGGGUCAGACCUUGUCUAAUGUGGCGUGGGAGACUCUUCAUCUUUAUUUAAAGCUGUUUUUAUAAGGAGGAACAGUGUGGUUUUGCACUUUUUAAAUUUUCCACGACACACAUGUGACUUGUUCCCGGACACCCCGGCAUUUUAUUUGCUUCAAAUAACUAAAUAAAAUGUGUGUAAAGAA
Mugil cephalus (flathead mullet) is the source of this 4856-nucleotide messenger RNA. It is a transcript of the gene elna, whose product is annotated as elastin a. The transcript is spliced from 52 exons. The coding region runs from base 264 to 3443 and encodes 1059 amino acids. The record is from RefSeq and is a predicted model, not a curated record. NCBI's taxonomy places the organism in Eukaryota, Metazoa, Chordata, Actinopteri, Mugiliformes, Mugilidae. Gene Ontology annotation, molecular function: extracellular matrix structural constituent.